GGCGGAGCUGGGCUUGCAGGUGGAUCGCCUCAGGUCUGAGAACCAAAAGCUCCGGGAGCUGCUGAUUGAGCUGGGGCUCGAGCUGCCCAGCGCAGACCAAGGAGGCGCAGUCCGGGCGGCCGAGACGCUCGUGUCGCUCAUGACGGAGGGCGGUUCUUUGGUCCGCGAGCGGGAGGAGUUGAUCCUGGAGCACGCGCGGCUCACGGUGGCCCAGCAAGCCGCGGAGGACCAGGACCCGGACCUGGAGCAGUUGCUGCAGGCGCUGCUGGAGGUGGAUGCGCUGAACGCCGAGCGCGAACAGCUCCGAAUGGAGCGCGGCCUGCAGGAGCAGGCGGAGGCGGACGAGCUUGUGGACGCCCUCUCGAAGCUGCGGCCGUUGCUGAGCGAGACGGACGUCUUGCGCACUGAGCGGCAGCGCUUGGUCUCGGAGCGCCGCAGUCUGGCAGAGGUGGCCCAGGGCGCUGGUGUCUUCGCUGAGGAGGUCUUGGAGGAUGAGGACCUGGAGCUGCAGCUGCUGAACGCCGUGAAGG
Molecule: messenger RNA, 530 nt
Organism: Effrenium voratum
Lineage: Eukaryota; Dinophyceae; Suessiales; Symbiodiniaceae
Source: the annotation of a GenBank genome assembly